This is a messenger RNA of Zeugodacus cucurbitae (melon fly), 1641 nucleotides long. RefSeq names its product zinc finger protein 484. The transcript has 5 exons. Gene Ontology annotation, molecular function: DNA-binding transcription factor activity; zinc ion binding; RNA polymerase II cis-regulatory region sequence-specific DNA binding. Bases 154 to 1554 code for a protein of 466 amino acids. Gene Ontology annotation, cellular component: nucleus. Lineage: Eukaryota; Metazoa; Arthropoda; Insecta; Diptera; Tephritidae. The record is from RefSeq and is a predicted model, not a curated record. Gene Ontology annotation, biological process: regulation of transcription by RNA polymerase II.
CGUAACGUUCGACUGAAUCAAAAAUCGAAAGUCCAUCAUGACCACCAAGCGCGUAAACAUAACCGCCCAAAGCGGCAACACCACCCGCUGAACGAUACUUCAUCAUGGGGGCCACCUGGAGAAAGAGUUAUGAAGGAACUUUAAUUCGCCGAAAUGAAAUUAAGUGAUGUAGUGCCCAGAAGCUGUCGUGUAUGCUUGACGCGUACUCCUAAGUUACGAUCCUUAUAUCAGCCAUUGGAUGAAGGCGAAGAACCGCCAAAUGAAAUGUUGCGUUUAAUUGCGGGCAUAACGUUGGAAGAGGCGGAUAUCUUUGAAACAUUGCCGAAAUGCAUUUGCAGAAAUUGCGAAUUGUCACUAAGUUUGGCCUAUCAGUUUCGCAUUAAAGUUCUACAUACACAUCAAAUUAUAGAAGCCUAUCGGAAGCAAGUUUGUAGUGCUAACGACAACGAAGGAAAAGCAAAUCAAUCUCUUCACACUUCUGUAAAAGUUGAAUUCGAAGACAUGGACAACGAAAUCGAGGCCACGGAAGAGGUGUAUCUCCAUGAAGAAAGUAUAAAUAAUGGUAAAGAGAUGAAAGUCGAAAUGUUGGAAAUGUCAUUUUCUGACAUCGAUGAGAUUAACGUGGACAAUGAAGAAGAACAGCAAAUGCUUGAAUUAAAUGAAGAUGAAUGCAAACCAGAAUAUUUGGAAGAAUUCUACAACGAAAGUAACAUUGAAGCCAGCAUUUCAGAAACAGAGUUACAACUGCAGGAAGAAAACCAGCACAAUAAUGCAGAAUCGGAUGACACCAAAACGGAAGAAUUAUAUCCCACAAAGAAUACAACAACCACUACGAAUAAAUCAAAUGAAGAAUGUGAUAAAAAAGUAAACUCUCAACUGUGUACAAAUGGCGAUAGUGAAGUUAAAAAGCCAGCCAAAAAGAGUUAUUAUAAGAAAAAGAUUAAAACCAACGAUAAUAAAGCGCACAUAUGUGAUAUUUGUGGCAAUAUUUAUGCGAAACGUGGACGCAUGAUGGAGCAUAGACGUAGACACGACAAAGAGUUGCGUUACGCUUGCGAACUCUGCGAUAAACGUUUUCACCUGCGCGAGAAGUUACGUAAACAUAUGUAUAUACAUAAAGGUGGCAAGCCCUUUAAAUGUUCCUUCUGCAGUAGAACCUUUUUCUAUGAAAGUGUGAGGAAAGCACAUGAAGCCAUACACAGCGGCCUCAAACCAUACGUUUGCGAUGUGUGCAAUAAAGCCUUCGCAUAUGCCCAUGCGCUUGGUAAACAUAAACUAAUACAUGCUGAUGUUAAAUUGUAUCACUGUGAUUAUUGUGACAAGGAUUUUCGCUUACAACAUCACAUGAAACAGCAUAUCGAGACAAAGUUGCAUCAAAAUGCCGUACGUGCUUUAGGCAAGGGGGUUGAAGAAUGUGUUCAAGAAAGAUAUCAGGGAGAAGGAUAUGAGGACAAAAAAAUUACAUAUGGAGAAGAUGGAUUUGAUGGAGAACAAUAUGUUAUAGACACGACACAAGAAAAUCUGCAUCAAUUAGUCGAUAAUAUAAUUAAUUAGUUUAAAGAAUUUUAGAGAUGUACUUUUAUUUAUAUGAGCAGUCUUAACACUAGAAAUAGAUAUAAUAUAUAUUUCAACCAACAUCAA